UUAAAUUACUACUAGGGAACACAAUCCCAACUCUUGAAUAUCUCCCUCAAAUUGAGAGAAACACCCAAAUUAUUAGAGGAUCAGCUAGGCCUAUAGGGACUUGAUGUGACUACCAAAUGUAUCCUAAAACUGCUUCGUACUUCAUCCACUAAUCUACACCAUCUCUGCCACAUCAGAAACCCUCCAUCCACGUCCUCCUCUCCUCCAAUAGAUAAUAGAUACAUCACCAAAACACUAAAACAUCAUAAACUACUGUGAAGUCUACACAUGACAGAAGCCAAGCGAGCCUAUAAAGGAACAGAUCAGAAGCUUAUAGUAGUAACAGAAGAAGGAAGCAUAGAACAAAGAGCUCACAGAAAGUAGAUGGUGGUGACAAAAGGAAUUCGCAAAGGGCCGUGGACGGAGCAAGAAGAUCUGCAAUUGGUGUGCUUUGUUAGCUUGUUCGGUGAGCGCCGUUGGGACUUCAUAGCCAAAGUCUCAGUGUUAUUUUCAAUCUUUCUUGUAGGUCUUAAUAGAACUGGAAAGAGUUGCAGAUUACGUUGGGUUAACUACCUUCAUCCUGGACUGAAGCGAGGUCGCAUCACGCCUCAAGAGGAGCGCCUCAUUCUAGAUCUCCACUCUCAAUGGGGGAAUAGGUGGUCAAGGAUAGCGCAAAGGCUCCCAGGUCGCACUGACAAUGAGAUCAAGAACUACUGGAGAACUCACAUGAGGAAGAUGGCACAAGAGACGAAAAAAUGCUCACCUCUCUCCUCAUCCUGCUCUUCUGAAAGUGAGCAGCUAGAGGAUACCAGUGGAAUAAUGGAAAACCAAGAACAAAGUAGUUAUAUGAUGAAAAAACCCAUAGAAAUUAAGGAAGAAGAUGAAGUGAAGGUGUACCCCAUGGAUCAAAUAUGGAAUGAGCUUGCAGCCACAUUCGAGUCAACGACCAGUGGUUUGAGUUUUGAAAGUUAUGGAAGUGGGGCUUGCAACAUCUCGUGCGCUUUUGCUAUGGCUUCUCCUGCGUGGGAAAACUGUGCUGAAUCUCUGUGGAAAAUAGAUGAUGACGAGCUCUGCAUUGGUAUAGAAUCUUAAAAAUCAUUAACAGAGAACUUUGUUUAUAGAUGUGAAGCAACUCUAAGAUAAGUAUAUGUAUGUGUUGUGCUAAAGUAAAUAUCUUCCAUGUACUGGAUUUGGAAGUUCUAAAGCUGCAUUCCAAGCUAUCUUGUUUUAAGAGUUUAUUUCAUGUUCCGUAUUGUCAUCCAGCUUGAAACUAG
This is a messenger RNA of Phalaenopsis equestris, 1253 nucleotides long. RefSeq names its product transcription factor MYB59-like. Gene Ontology annotation, biological process: regulation of DNA-templated transcription. Gene Ontology annotation, molecular function: sequence-specific DNA binding; DNA-binding transcription factor activity. Bases 364 to 1071 code for a protein of 235 amino acids. The record is from RefSeq and is a predicted model, not a curated record. NCBI's taxonomy places the organism in Eukaryota, Viridiplantae, Streptophyta, Magnoliopsida, Asparagales, Orchidaceae. The transcript has 3 exons. Gene Ontology annotation, cellular component: nucleus.